Messenger RNA from Lodderomyces theae, 1710 nucleotides. RefSeq lists its product as uncharacterized. The record is from RefSeq and is a predicted model, not a curated record. The transcript has a single exon. NCBI's taxonomy places the organism in Eukaryota, Fungi, Ascomycota, Pichiomycetes, Serinales, Debaryomycetaceae. The coding region runs from base 1 to 1710 and encodes 569 amino acids.
AUGGACUAUCCUAAUAUCAGCACCCACCCAGCUAGUAAUGGCAUUGACGUGAAUGGAAGGAAAGGCUCUGGUGCCGAUCACAAUCUGUCCCAGAUAUCCAACGUGGAUUUCGGAACGUUGAGAAAGAUCGGAACAAAUAUGUCGCAAGCGUCCGCUAUAAGUAAUUCAUCCGUCAAAUCCAAUCCAUUGAGCAGACUAUUCACUCGGAACAAGUCGCAAACAAAUGUCCUUGGAAGAAAUCCCGAGGGAGAAUUUGUGAAUGCACCAGACCCAACGAGUGAUUCCAGCACCAUUGAACUGGGCAAGGAGUCCAAGAUUAAUAAGUUAAGAGCAGCGAAGAAGAUUUUGAGUCCCACAAGUAAACUGCAGUUUGAAUCUUCUUCAGAGUCGAGUUUUGCUGAUGAGAAGUCCUCAAAUAGACGAUUGAGCGACGAAAUUAGAGGAAGGAAGCAAAUAUUGACGUCACCACUGUCCGGUUUCCACAGUCUAUUUCAUAAAUCACUGUCUGCUAGCGGAUUGCCCAAAUUUGGAGAUAAGAACGUGGAAGAUAAACUACACUCUGGCUCGGCAAAAGUUUCAAUCUGUUUGUCUUCGAACAAUUCGAAUUCAGUAGUGAAUGACAUAAUGCUCGCUCGUGUUUUUCGAUUCACGAAUCCAAGCAUUCAAAACGAGGACUAUGAUGGAGGGCUCGCGGAGCACACUUCGCUUCUUGAUAUUCAUAGGAAGAUGCUAACACCGGCGGACCUGUACAUUCAGAAUAAGCUUAGUAAGCACCACUCGCAAGAGAUCGGGUUGGGUAUUGUUAACAAAAAUGCUAUCGGUCAGUCGCCUAGUUUAGACGAGGAGUUGAAAUUGAACAGAUCAAGUCAGCGAAUAAGCACGCUUUUGAAACCUUUAUUCACUCCGUCCAAGCAGAAAAGAUCGUCAUUUUCUUCCCACCCAUUCUUAGGUCACUCUCUCGAUGAAGUGGGAGUAAUGAUCAAAAACCAUUUCACUGCAGAACUUAAUGGAUCCACAAGCUCGGACCAAAACCAAAAAAGUGGGAAACAUAGGAUCAAGUCAAAUAAGUCAAUUUCAAAAGGACAAGUCUCCGGGUUGAGCGGAGGUGAAAGCUUUUCAAUUGCGGCCCUUGAUGAAGAUGAGGCGAGAGGACUUGCUCAAGAUUUGGCAACCAUCUUUAUGUCUUGCUUAAGCUGGCUUAAGUGCGAUAUAACUAAUGCUAUUGACCUAGACAGCAACAACGAAAGCACGGGCUCUGAUGCGUCGAACGUUUGGCAAAGCUUGUCAAAGUCGUGGGUAUAUUACAAUAAAAAUAUUCGAUUUCAAAUUUUACAAAUAUUUCAGGUUGUAUUUGCAGCUCCCAGGUCAUAUACAGGAGGGAAGUUCGUGGAACAGAGGAUGCUGCCAAUCGUUGUUGAUGAGAUCCUUCAGCAUUCAUUUUGCAUCGUGUUUAUUGUUCCAUUGAUUGAAACAAGAAAACGAUUUUCAACAGAGUCGCUCAAUUUUGAUGUAGCUUCACGUCUUGGGAUGCUCAGUGAACAGGAGAGACAUUUGUUUCGGCAAAAUCCUUCGUUGCAAACUACCGCCUUACACUGCAUUGGAUCUCUCCAGAGCUUGCCGCAAUCGAGCUACUUCAAACCCGAUGUCGAUUUACAACAUUUACAGCAGUUAAUGAGGGAAAUUGUGGCUAAUUUGUCAGACCUCAGCUGA